Messenger RNA from Trypanosoma cruzi, 360 nucleotides. RefSeq lists its product as uncharacterized. The coding region runs from base 1 to 360 and encodes 119 amino acids. The record is from RefSeq and is a predicted model, not a curated record. NCBI's taxonomy places the organism in Eukaryota, Euglenozoa, Kinetoplastea, Trypanosomatida, Trypanosomatidae. The transcript has a single exon.
AUGCUUGGGUUAGGCGUGGGUAAUGCUUCCACAAAUAAAAUAGGGUUUAUAUGGGGAAAUUUGAUUUUUAUCUCCUGCUGCGUUACUUCCAUUAUUUAUGUUCUUGUGGGUCUUUUUGCUUGUCGUCGGUUAAUUCGGUCAAACUGGCGUUGGGUGCUGAUUGUGGCCCUCUACUGGUUAGUUGGCAUGCUGCAUGCUUUUUUGUCACUUGCUAUAAUUUGUUUGGCGGUGGCCUGCGUAUUUUGGACCUUUUCUGACAAGGCGAUAGCAACUACCGAGGCAAUCGCGUACUCGGGAGUCAUGGUCGUACUCACUGUGUUUUUUGCUCUUGGACGGAAGUCAAUAGUGUACGCACUGUAA